GCCGCCUCCCGCCCGGCGCGGCGCGCAUGUGCCCGCCGGCUCCGCUCCGCUCCGCUCUCCCGGGAGCUGCGAGCGCGCCGCCGCCCUCCCUCCCUCCCUCCCGCCGAGCCGGGCCGGGCCGAACCGAGCCGGGCCGGGCCAUGGCCCCGCCGGGCGCCCGGGCGCUGCUGUGCGCGCUGCUGUGCGCGCUGCUGUGCGCGCUGCCGGGCGCGCUGCCGGGCGCGCAGGAGCCGGCUGCCAGCCGCGCAGGAGCGUGCCGGGAGCUGGGAUCCUGCGAGAAAUGCCUGCAGGGCGCUGCCUCCCGCAACGGCAACGGCACGGGCUGCGUGUGGACGGGCUGCGGGACGCCCCAGCGGCCAGAGCCGGGGAGCUGCGUGCCCAGGGAGGAGGCCGCGCGGGAGACGUGCGCACUCUACAACAGCACCGCGCUGUGCCGAGCACUGAAAUCCCCCACCGAAGAGCCACCGCGGCCGCCUAGCAAGGAGCCGGCGACGCACUCCCCACGGACCACCACCACCAGCGCCCCGUUGACGGGCAGCCCCGAGUUUCACCCGCCCGGUUUCGACACGGCCAGCUUCAUCGGCGGCAUCGUGCUGGUGCUCAGCGUCCAGGCCGUGGUCUUCUUCAUCAUCAAGUUCAUCAAGUCCAAGGACAGCACCUACCAAACGCUGAUCUGAGGCCGGGGAAACCCUUCGCCGAGGCUCCCCGGGGCGGGCGGACAAGAGCUCAGCGCCGCCGGCUGCGUUGCCCCCCCGCCAGGAGCACCCCGACCCGGCCGCCAGCCCUGCCCGCCUCCCCCCCCGCACCACGACUAUGCAAGGCGCUGCCGGUGCCAGGGGACGGGCUGCCCCGCUCCCCUGCCCUCCCCGGUGCUGGCGACGGCGCGGGGUGGCUGCAGUCCGGGCGCUGGUGCUGCUCCUGGGCAGGGGGUCCCAUCCAGCCCUGACCCCCGGCCGGGGGCUUCCCCCACUUUAGCCUGCAGCCCUGGGUCUGAGCAGGCCGUUGCUGCUCCCUGGCCCAGCUUUGUGCUUGGGAGGGGGCACAGGAGCCGGGGGGGCACAGGGCACCCUCGGGAGCCGGGGACACUCGGCCAGGGCUGGGGGCUGUUUGCCCGGACCCCCGCCCCGCGGCGGGCAGAGCCGGAGCAUCGCACGGGAUGGAGCCGGCGCGGGGCGGGCGAAGACCCAAUAAAGGAUUUUCCUCCGCU
Dromaius novaehollandiae (emu) is the source of this 1207-nucleotide messenger RNA. It is a transcript of the gene CD164L2, whose product is annotated as CD164 molecule like 2. Lineage: Eukaryota; Metazoa; Chordata; Aves; Casuariiformes; Dromaiidae. The transcript has 6 exons. Bases 27 to 677 code for a protein of 216 amino acids. The record is from RefSeq and is a predicted model, not a curated record. Gene Ontology annotation, cellular component: cytoplasmic vesicle.